This is a messenger RNA of Monomorium pharaonis (pharaoh ant), 4948 nucleotides long. RefSeq lists its product as uncharacterized. Lineage: Eukaryota; Metazoa; Arthropoda; Insecta; Hymenoptera; Formicidae. The record is from RefSeq and is a predicted model, not a curated record. The coding region runs from base 1464 to 3998 and encodes 844 amino acids. The transcript is spliced from 11 exons. Gene Ontology annotation, cellular component: membrane.
UUUUAUUAUGCAAUAAAUUAUUAUGAAAGACAUUUGUUAUCGAAUAAAUCAAUAAAAACAUUUAUACUACUUUUUAAUAUAUUAUAAGAUAAAAUUGUCUAACAUUCAUUCGUUGUUAAGAAAAUUCCAACUAUUCUUGAAAGUUCAUGGCUAUAUGCACAUCUGUCCGACAAUGAUUCGUUGCUAGGCACCCUCUCGCAGAGUAAGGAGGAUAUAGACUUUUCUCGAUCUAGCAACUAUUUCGCAGCGAUCAAUAAUUAGGUCAAUAAAUAUGUUCAGUCAGCCGCUGCAAGCUGAUAGCAUCAUAGCCAACAUUAUGCAUUUCCUUUUCACAAAAGGAUAUCUAGAAACAUCCCUAGUAUGUAUAAAUAAUUAUUUAUUUCAAAAUUUGGUUUUUUAAUUCUCACUAGUAGAUCACCUAUAAUUUUAUAGAUGCAUUAGCUUACUGAUAUCACUCUAUUUAUUAUAUCUACUUACUAAAAAGUUGAAAAUAAAUAUUUUUUUCUUUGAAAUUAAAAAAUAUUAUUUUUUGUUAUACCACGUAAUUAUUAAUUGUUAUUUGAGACUCAUAAACUUUAUAAUCAGAUAUAUUUCCAAAAAGUUACAAGAAUUAUCCUCCAAAUUUGAAGUUUCAAGAUUUAAACCUCUGAAUCAUAUUCUUGAAUGAUCUGUUGAAGAGACACAUUCACCUUCUCCCGCAAGGUCUACCGAGUUAUGCAAUUAAAACAAUAAUCAUGUUCGCUCUCAACAACAAGCAAUUUCAAGUUAAUUAUGAUACCCCAUCUCGUAAUUCAUACCGACGAUGCAUUGCAAAGUAUACUCUCCAUUCCUAGUACAGUACUUUCCUGCAGUUGUACUUCAAGAAAUGAUGAUAAUAUUGAUCAAGCACAAUCUGUUUGAACAAGAGAUAUCCUGUUUUAUUAUAUAAAUAAGCUUUUUGGGCGUACAAUUUAUUUUCUUUUACGAGUCAACAAAUAGGCUUACGGAAAUUGAACUUCCCCGAUAACAAAUGUUUCAUACGCUCAAUCAAUCGAUGCGGUAAGCGUUUUGCGUUUAUUUACACCAGCGAACGGAAGUUAAUGUUGAUGUAUGUAUGCCAUGAGGUGGAAGGUAUUGUAAAACCGUUAUGUAAAAGACGUGACAUUCGUAUUGCCAUGUAUUUUGUGCCAUGGCCAUACGCAUACAUUUCAAUAACAGGGAUAGGGUCAGUUGACCAAAUUAACUACUAGAAUUAAUUAAUUAAGUAUAAAGACUUUGCGGAUUUUGUUACAAAUUAAAUAGAAAUUAAUGCAAAGAAUUUUGUAAAUUGCUAUAAAAGUUAUUUUAAAAAUCUGUUUAAUAAUAAACGCAGAAAAUGGAGCAGUGAUGUACGACAGAAAUAUGCACAAUACAGAUUAAACAUCUCACGCUUAUAAUUAAUUCAACAUCAAUUCAAACCCGGAAACGCACACAUUAUCAUCAAAAUGAUAAUGCCCAAGAGUUUCUUUAGGAGGAUCAGCAAGGAUUUUAAGUCAAAGGAGCUGAUGCCUCUAAAGAUAAUAUUUUUUGUUCAAGCUUCCACACUUCACGUGUUGUAUCCGUACUUGACUGUACAUAUGAGAGAACUGGGAAUAAACAUAGAAGAGACUGCAAUAAUGAGUUCCAUCACUCCUCUCGUGGCCAUGGUGAUGCCGCCGCUCGCCGGCAUGUUAGCCGACCGAAUAGGAAAUUUCAGAAUUUUACUAUCGGCGUUUUCCGCGUUCGGAGGUUUAGCGGCGUUGUUGCUAUUACUGGUGCCAAUCGGCAGAGUGACAGUACAUUUCCCCGAGAGGAUAAUCAUGGACCUCGGCUGCGAUGGCAGAAACGGUUCGUUAUUACACACAAUGAACCUGGCUUAUCCGUGUGAGACGAAAUUAGAAUCGGAGAUUGCUAUAAAAGUAGAAAGUUGUGGAUUCGUGUGUCACGUGGAAACGAGCAACGAGACGAAUCGAAGCCUAAUUCUAAAAUCGAGGUUUUAUACGGUUCAACAUAUCAAUUUUCAGACUGGCGUUAAUACCUCGUACAAAUAUAUUGUUGCGCAGAGCGACUUAUCAACGAGCACUAGUCAGCAGGAAAAUAUGAAGGAACAUCGACAAUUGAAAAAUAAUGAGUUCUUCAAAACUGCCAUCCGGCAAGUUUCGAAAACGCGCUAUUUCUUUCCUACGGACCAGCAGCUACCAUUUUCAUGUAUGUCCCAAUCGGGACCCAUUCAACACACUGAUAACUUCACUACCGAUAUAUCGCGUAGAAUGUACAGAAAUAGUACUUCAUGCACGUUCGGUAGUUUAAUGAAAUCGAAGGAUAUUGUCAACCGAACGAUAAAUUAUCAUUUGUACAAAUCAAAAAUUAAAAGUUUGAAACCGGAUGAAGAUGAUUUACGAGAAGAACAGCAAAGAUAUCUAACGGAAGAAAUAUCCUGGGCAGGAGAAGAUUUUCAAAGACCUAUUUGCGAUGAUCCAGAUUCUAUAAAUAAUCAAAUCUCUAUACAAGUGCGGCUCUAUGAUCACGAAGCGAAUCUAAAAUCAACCAAGCGAUUCUUGAGUGCAAAUGAGUGCAGAAAGAAAUGCAUAGUUACUAUGCCUCGCAACGCAAUAUGCUCUAACAUGAAUAUGGAAAUUGAAUACAACAUAAAGCUAACAUUCUGGCUUUAUCUCGGCAUUCGAGUAUUCAUAGGUAUCAUUGGUGGUACUACUUUUGCCAUGUUCGAAGGUGCUGUGAUAGCGAUAUUGCGAGAGCAAGAGGCGGAUUACGGUCUUCAAAGAAUUUACGGCAGUAUAGGAGGCAUGAUUUCCUCACCCUUAUCGGGUCUUCUCAUAGACUACGCUAGCAAAGAUAAGGGAUACACGGAUUUUAGACCAGCAUUUUAUCUGUACGCGGCACUGAAACUUGUAUCAGGCAUUCUCAUGUUGAUGAUCAACUUAGAAUUCAAGGCACCCUCCAGACAUGUCGUGCGUGACGUCUUCACUGUUCUAAGGAACAUCGAAACUGCUACGCUUUUCUUAGCUUGCUUUAUUCUCGGCACCGCCUGGGGAUACAUCGAGUCGUUCCUCUUCUGGCUAAUCCAGGACCUGGGUGGAUCUAGCUCGCUCAUGGGUAUCACGGUAGCGGUGGGCGGUAUCGCUGGCGUACCGUUGUUGGCACUCUCGGGGCCGAUAAUAUCAAAGAUUGGUCACGCAAACGUGCUUUUCAUAGGUUUCGUGUUUUACGCCAUCAGGCUUUGUGGCUAUUCUUUGAUUUACGAUCCUUGGCUUACUUUAAUCUUCGAGGCAUUAGAGUCGGUUACAACAUCCCUCAGCUUUACAGCAGCCGUCACUUACGCGGCAAAAUUAUCGUCCACGUCUACCGACAGCUCGAUACAAGGAUUGCUCGGCGGUGUUUACUAUGGAGUUGGCAAAGGCUCCGGCAGUUUAAUCGGAGGUUACCUAAUGAAAGCUUUUGGUACCAGAUCGACCUAUCAGAUUUUCGCUGUGGUAACUUUAAUGACCGGCAUAGUGUAUUUUAUAUUCAAUGCGACUUAUUUAAAGAAGCGAUCUCAACUCGAAGGUAAUGAUAUCGUGAAGAAGAAACCGAAAAAUAUUAACAAACAAGAUAACUCCGAGAAGCAAACGAAUGAUAUUAAUCUCGAUGAAAAGUCGCAAAAUGAACGAAUAAAUAACAAAAACAACACAAUGGAAAACGAUAAUAAAGGAUUUUUGAAAGAGGAAUCACAAAAUAAUAGAAAAAUAGAUGAACAGAAUCCAACUGAGAUCGAAGUUAUCAGAAACGUUAAAAACAUUGAUAAAAUUGAACAAAAUCCAGUUAAAAAACAUGAAGACAAAUCAACGAUAAAGAAUAAGACGAUUGAAAAAAAGAUUAAAGAAACCGACACGCAAGAAAGCUGUUUUAUGAAUCCUAAUUUUGUGAUUGACAAUUUAGAUCAGAGUAAGAUCACGGUGGAAAACGAGCAGAGCGUAUCUCAAAACGAUAAACAUAUUGAUUGAGUUUAUAGGAGGAUUUGUGAUUUAACGGUAGACAAUUAUUAAGGAAUUGGCUGCAAUUUUACUUUGAGAAAGAGAAAGAAAGAUGAAUUAAAAAUUUAAUAUAUAAAUUAUUUGAAACAAAAAAUGUAUUCUCUUCAAUGUUUAGUUUUCUGUUAAAUAAUAGAAAAUCUAAAGAUUAUAAAAAAUAUGCAUUAAUAAAAAGAUCAAAAUUUAAGUGACUAAAUCAACAAAUUUAUCAAUUUUCCUUAUAUGUGAAAAUACAUACGCAUUAAAACUUUACUAUUCAACUUUUUAAUAAACAACGAUUAAAAUCUUUUGAUAAUUAUUCAAAAUUAUGAUCUUAAUAAUAAAAUCACACGUAGCCAAUGGAACUAUUUACUUUUGAUUAAUAUUUACUAUUUAUAUAGUAUACAAUUUUAAUUUUUGUUUUUAGAAUACCAAAAUUUGAUUUUACUGAUUACAUCAGAAACAAGCCAUAUUGCAUCUUAGCGAAAGAUCUCUUAAAUGCAUUAUUAAUACAUUGCACAUAAUGUGUGUGUGUGUGUGUGUGUGUGUGUGUUGUAUACAUUAAAUAUAUAAUAUAUGUCAAUAUUGUAUUCUUCAUAGUCCAAAUCUCGUGUUUAUAAUAGUUUCAGCAAUACUUAAAUAUCACAACAUAAUUUGUAAUAUAUUCAAAUUUUCAUAUUCUCAAUAUAUUAUAAAAAUAAUCACUCUACUAUUAAUAACUUUUCGUAAUUUUCACUUUUGUUUUAAUUGUGCAUACACGAAAUGAAAAUUUAUUACGUAUUCUGUUUUUCUCCUCACUUUCUCAGUCUUCAUGUGUUCCUUAUGCAUAGUUAUAUAAAAAAAUAUAAAAUCAGUACAAAAGCAAGAACAAGCUGUUAAGUUUUAUCGUUAAAUCAAAAACAAAAUAUUGUAAAAGAUAUAGAUAAAUAAACUAUUAAUAAAAA